Molecule: messenger RNA, 1561 nt
Organism: Raphanus sativus (radish)
Lineage: Eukaryota; Viridiplantae; Streptophyta; Magnoliopsida; Brassicales; Brassicaceae
Product: syntaxin-43
Exons: 8
Coding region: 323-1276 (317 amino acids)
Biological process (GO): vesicle-mediated transport; intracellular protein transport; vesicle fusion
Cellular component (GO): SNARE complex; endomembrane system; membrane
Molecular function (GO): SNARE binding; SNAP receptor activity
Source: RefSeq, a predicted model, not a curated record
AAUUAUAUCUGUGGAUAUGUACAGUCUAGUUUAAUGUCACAACAAAAAGUUUGCAAGUUGUAAAUCCGGGAGCUAACUUUCUCGUCGGAGAAGUUGAAUCCUGCCGGCGAUCCUCCGAUCAAUCACACAGCUUCUCGAAGCUCUCUACCGUCUUCUAUUCACAAUUCGUGCUAGCUACUCUGUUGCUUGCUUCAUUUCGAUGAAGAAACAGCGAUCGUGUUCAGAUCUAUAGCUUCCGAGAUCGUACACUCUUUGUUCAGAAGGUCGAGAGAUCUUUGGUUACUGAGAUUCUUCUAAGGGGUUUUGAUAUCUGAAAGCCGAUAUGGCGACUCGAAACCGUACACUCUUGUUCAGAAAGUACAGAAACUCCCUGAGGAGCGUCCGUGCUCCGAUGACGGAAUCGAAACCCGGCGUAGGUCCGGUGAUCGAGAUGGCGAGCACGUCUCUGUUGCAUCCCAAACGCUCCUACGCUCCUGUCAGUACCGAAGAUCCAGGGAACUCGAGUAAAGGAGCAGUUACAGUGGGAUUACCACCAGAUUGGGUUGAUGUAUCUGAGGAGAUAUCAGUGAACAUUCAGCGCGCGAGGACCAAAAUGGCUGAGCUUGGAAAGGCUCACGCGAAGGCGCUGAUGCCUUCGUUUGGGGACGGUAAAGAGGAUCAGCAUCAGAUCGAGUCUCUGACGCAGGAGGUUACUUUCUUGUUGAGGAAGUCAGAGAAGCAGCUUCAGAGGCUGUCUGCUGGUGGACCUUCUGAGGAUUCGAGUGUUAGGAAAAACGUGCAGCGGUCUCUUGCUACUGAUCUCCAACACCUUUCUAUGGAGCUUCGUAAGAAACAGUCUACGUAUCUUAAACGCUUGAGGCUACAAAAAGAGGAUGGAGGGGAUUUAGAGAUGAAUCUAAAUGGAAGCAGCUCUAGAGCAGAAGAUGAUGACUUCGAUGAUAUCUUAUUUAGUGAGCAUCAGAUGAGCAAGAUCAAAAAGAGCGAGGAAAUAUCUGUAGAGAGGGAGAAAGAGAUUCAGCAGGUUGUUGAAUCCGUAAACGAGCUCGCUCAGAUAAUGAAAGAUCUUUCUGCCCUUGUGAUAGACCAGGGUACGAUAGUUGAUCGGAUUGACUAUAACAUUCAGAACGUUGCUAGUACAGUUGAAGAUGGUCUCAAACAGCUGCAGAAGGCAGAACGUACACAGAGAAGUGGAGGCAUGGUUAAAUGUGCGUCUGUUCUCGUCAUACUCUGUUUCAUCAUGCUAAUUCUCUUAAUCCUCAAGGAGAUUUUCUUGUGACCCAAGAAACAAGGAUGAUCCCCCAUUCUUUCAUUCUUUUAUGUUUUUGCACCAAUUGGUCUGAAGAAAAAAUCGUAUUUUGUUGUCCUUCUUGCUCCAUCGCUUUGCUACAUGUUUUUCUUUCUUUCUGAUAUUUUAGUUUCUUACGCACACUGUUAUAUCAAAAUACGUCCUUUCCUGGGGUUUUCACAUAGGACAGUAUCACUAUUGUAUCGAAUCUUUGUAAGCUCUGGAUGUUACCGAGUUUUAUAACGGUUUAUUACAUGUAAAGAAGAUAUUUAACUA